AUGAUUCGUCGUACUUGCGCCAUCUCACGUCUCUUUAACUCCACCUUCGCCCCGCCUCUCUCUGUCUGGCAUUUACGACUCUUUUUCGCAAUUCUUCUCUGUAUCUCUUUUAUUGCCACCGCCCUCUCCACCGCUCGCUUACUUACUGCACGUAUUCUUAGUCAACAGCCCUUCCUCCAUCUUGGUGCUCUCAUUUGCUGUGCGGUUGGGUUGAUUCGGUGUCGUGGAAAUCACCUUCGCAAUGUUUUCUGUGCUUCACAUACCUCCAAUCGUCUUCGUCAGGCCACUCUUUGUGCUUCGGUCGCCAUCACUCUCUCAACUCUUGCUUCUCUUCCUGCUCCAACUUCCGCCGCUGCUGCAAUGUUGAACUCAGACAUUGCGUAUCUUGACGUGUGGCUUCUUCUGGCUCUCACACUCUGUGUCCAAGUCUUUCUUCCCGGUGGUCGAGCACGGCACCUCGUUUGUGCAGUUAUUGCAUUGGCUCAUGCAGUUAUAGUGAUUGUCAUGAGGUUCACUUCUAAUAAUGCUACAAUUCCCAACGGUGGUGAAUGCUUCUUGUGCUGGAAUUCAUAUGACAUUCGAUUUUGGCGCAAGGCAGGUGAAACUUGUUAUACGUGA
Messenger RNA from Hydatigera taeniaeformis, 618 nucleotides. NCBI's taxonomy places the organism in Eukaryota, Metazoa, Platyhelminthes, Cestoda, Cyclophyllidea, Taeniidae. The record is from the annotation of a GenBank genome assembly.